Molecule: messenger RNA, 4678 nt
Organism: Exaiptasia diaphana
Lineage: Eukaryota; Metazoa; Cnidaria; Anthozoa; Actiniaria; Aiptasiidae
Product: lethal(2) giant larvae protein homolog 1
Exons: 17
Coding region: 80-3625 (1181 amino acids)
Biological process (GO): cortical actin cytoskeleton organization; regulation of establishment or maintenance of cell polarity; regulation of Notch signaling pathway
Cellular component (GO): cytoplasm; cortical actin cytoskeleton; plasma membrane
Molecular function (GO): myosin II binding; syntaxin binding; GTPase activator activity
Source: RefSeq, a predicted model, not a curated record
UCUGCUUUACCGUACGGAGUUAUUAUAAUUUUCUGUGCUUCGGCGGAUUUUGGAUUUCAGCUCAUUGUAAACUCGGAAUAUGUUGAAGCUAGUACGGAGAUACCGUCACAAAUCUACUGACGGUCACAUUAAAGACAAACUCGGCCAGGAGCUGUUCGUAUUCAACAAGACUAUCGAACAUGGAUUCCCGCAUAAACCAAGUGCUUUAGCUCACGAUCCCAAACUUCAUUUACUCGCCAUUGGAACAGAAGACGGAACACUGAGAAUCUAUGGAAAACCUGGCGUACAACUAACAGCAUGCCAUCAAAAUGAAACAAGAAUACAAGAACUACACUUUCUCCCAGAACAGGGAAGAAUCAUCAGUGUAUGUGAUGAUGGCGAACAGAACAGCAUCCAUCUAUGGGAGGUCAACAAAAAAGAAGGAAAGUCAGUUCUUGAAGAAGUCAAAACCUGCACGCUGGAAGGACGAUUGAAAAAGAUCUCUGUCUGCUCAUUGUCAAUGAAAACAAACCGUCUGCUUCUUGGUACUGAGGGUGGCAACAUCUACUUGCUGGACAUAAACUCGUUUGAGCUGCAGGACUAUGUUAUAUACCAAGAUGUUGUUAUGCAAAGUGUGGAAGAGGAAAAUAAAACUAAUGCAGGAUCUGUUGAAGCUAUUCAAGAACACCCAGACGAUUCAAACAAGAUUCUGAUUGGCUACAAGAAAGGCCUCAUUGUUCUCUGGAACCACGAAUCAUGCAAUGUCCAACAUACCUUUCCCAACUCWAUCGACCUUGAAAGCAUUAGCUGGAAUAACGARGGCUUGAAAUUCAUCAGCUCACAUGCUGAUGGCAGUCAAAGUAUCUGGAGUGUUGGKAGUGAAAUUAUCACAACAGAAGAAACAUCUACUCCUUUUGGUCCUUUCCCUUGCAAAGCCAUCACUAAAGUUGAAUGGCAUGACAACUACAUUUUCUUUGCUGGAGGCAUGCCMAGAGCAAGRUAUGGGGACAAAAACUGUGUAUCGUUAAUGCAGGGGUCUACAACGCAAGUUGUGUUUGAUUUUUCAUCCAGAGUMAUUGAUUUCCUGGUUAUAGGAGACGGAGAUAAGCCAUGUUGUCUUGCUGUUCUCUGUGAACAAGAAUUUGUUGUAAUUGAUUUGAAAACCAAAGAACAAGGAUAUCCAACAUUUAUUCAACCUUAUCUGAUCUGCUUACAUUCAUCUCCAAUCACAACAUCAUACCACUUCCAUGGAUGUCCAAGUGAGCUGUGGGACCAGAUCAUCAAUGCUGGCAAAGAACAAAUGAAAUCUGAGUACUCUGUUGAGGCAUGGCCGGUGUGUGGUGGAAAYUCUCUUCUUGAUGACACACAUGAUAAAAACAUGUUGAUCACAGGUCAUGAAGAUGGAUCAGUUCGAUUCUGGGARGUCUCYCAAGUCGACAUGCAGCUUAUCUACAGCRUGAACACUUCCAAGCUCUUUGUCAGCGACCARGAAGCGCAUGACAAUGGWGCACAAGAAGUUGAAGAGGAGGGCUGGCCACCAUUCAAGAAAGUUGGAAACUAUGACCCUUUCACUGAUGACCCACGCUUUGCCAUUCAGAAGAUAUUGAUGUGUGCUGAGAGCAAGACUUUGGUCAUUGCUGGAAAUGGAGGACAGGUCAUAACCUUUAACAUCAGUGAUGAUGAUGGCAYUGUUGAACUGCAGGCAAUGGAGGUUGAUCUUGUUGAAGAUAAAGAAAAGCUCCAGUGGAAGGGACAUGGACCACUGACACCAAAGGAAGGRCAGAUUUCAGUACAACGUGGCUUUCAACCUAAACAUGCCAUUCAGGUAAUCCCUGCUGCUCCCAUUACUGCUCUUGCUUACCAGAACAAGUGGCAUGCACUGGCAGCUGGAACCUGUCAUGGUUUUGGUUUAGUUGACCUUGAAAGCAAGGAAGUGUCUACAACACAUUGCACAGUUUCUGAUGAAGAACUAUCAAACACAGGAGAGCCAAUWUCAAGAAAGAAGUCACUUAAGAAAUCCAUUCGAGAUUCAUUCAGACGUCUUCGCAGAAGCCGCAAAGGUACAAGYAAGAGAGACGAAACACCCAAGAAGGAAGGAGAAGGAGCAGAAGCAGCUUCUCCUGGAGAGCAAUCACCUCCUGUCCAACGUCUUGUACAUGAGAACCGUGUGGAUGAAACAGUAUUAAGUAUGGUUAGGUGUAUAUACUUCGUGGAUACAUUCCUAAAGGAUGGUGUUCACCAUGGGCCAUCAAUGUGGGURGGUACAAACGCUGGUCAAAUAUUUGUUUACAAUGUCACUGUUCCUGGGGAAGAUAAUGAUGUAGAAAAACUUCAAGCUGAGAUGGGAAAYGAGAUCAAACUUCGCCACAAAGCACCUGUGGUCAACAUCUUUGURGUUGAUAAAGAUGGCUUGCCAUUGUUGGGUGACUUUUCUGAAGAAGGUGCAGAAGCCAGCGGCCAGCAUUCCUUGGUCAUCUGCUCUGAGGAACAGUUCAAAGUUUUCAGCCUUCCUCACCUCAAYGCYCGUCAUAAAGAGAAGCUCACAGCUGUUGAUGGCUCUCGUGUCCGGAAGAUUGCUAURAUCAAUGCUCGUAGRAAGAAUGARGACUCUGGAAUGGUUUACCACUGUUUAGCCUGCUUAAGUAACCAAGGAGACCUCAGUGUUUACUCCAUUCCUCACCUCAAACUCCAGCUCAAAGUAUCAUGCAUGAAGAAAGAAGAUAUGAUUGCUAUUCAGUCACUUGUUUUUACAUCGUCCGGCCAAGGAUUCUACUUACGAUCACCAUCAGAACUACAGAGAUUCUCUCUCACUGCAAGUGACUUACUUACACCAGAAUGUGUUCUUGAACUUGCUGAGGGAAUGAGACCUCCAGAAGAAGUCGCUGUUGAAGUCACAGAAGYAGUCGAGAAGAAACGAAAAGAUUCUUCCUCAUCCUCGUCUUCAUCAUCAUCUUCAUCAGAUGAUGAAAAAGAUGAAGAAAAGAAAAAGGCCAAAAAAGCUGAAAAGAAGAAGAGAAAAGCAGAYAAAGCCGRCGCUGCAGCAGCAACUACAGCAGAAGUUGUUGUUGAYGAGAAGAAAGACGAGGCUGAAGACAAAGCAGAAGAAAAGAAAGAAGAAGUAGAAGAAAUUAAAGCUGAAAUAGAAGAUGUUGCUGAAUCAGAACCAACGUCUGGCGAAAUCGUGCUUAAAACAGGUGACGGCACAAGUGUCACAACUGAAGAAAAGGUUGAAUCCUCCACGCAUGAAACCUUUCARCAUCAGACAUCAAAUUCAGAAGAACGAGGAAUAAAAGAAGAAAAUGCCCUGCAAUCGGAAUCCCAGACAGUGGAAGAAACAGAAAACUCUAGAUCAGUAAUAACCACAAAGAGAAUGGUCACAAGCACGCGGGUUGUCAAGCAGACAACUUCUACUCGUAUUGUCAGCUCAGAGGGUGAAACAGUUGAAUCCAURGAAGGCUURCAAAACCUUCAGAUUCAAAAUGGAGAUGAAAAGAUUAACAAUGAUGCUGUCCAUGAUGAUAUGGWUGGACUUGAUUAUGACGAAGAUGCCUCAAAACGAAGGUCUAAGGGGAAAGGGUUCACAAGUCCAGGAAAAUUGAACACUAGGCGAUCAGCUGAAUUAGCCAAGAACACAGAGGAUCAGUAGGUCCUCCAGUCACUGUUUCUCUCAAUCCUUGUGCUACAAAUGCUAGAUAAAUUAUAAGUCGCUCACACUACUUGAGUACUCUCGACAGAGAGACAAAGUUGUGCCUUAGCAAAUACCCAGCAUCUGUAGCACGUUAAUAAGUAGGACUCAAAAGCUUAUGUUUUGGAUAUAUUUUAGCAAGGGAGCAUACGCUGGAGGACUAGCAAGCUAAGCACAUUUAAUUUUAUAAUAGAUAAUGUAGAUUAUAACUUGCAGACAUGCAGGAGGGGGAGUGCUGUGUUCAAAGACCCAGUGUGGUUACAUAACUUUAGAAGUUUGAUGUUAUAUUCAUGAAGCACUACCUUACAGCAUUCCCUGGGAAGUUUUUAACCAUGUGUAGCCAUGAAUACAUUAUUCAGUUUUAUUUUGAUUUUAAUGACUUGAUUAAUAGUUUUAAUAUACCCUUGGGAAUCACCAGACUUUCAUUACAGUUGGUUAAACAUGUUGCCAACAUUAAACUCUUAGUUUUUACAUUUAACCUGACAAUUGCUAAAGUGAAUUUUCUGUUAUACMUSAAAAAGAAUAGCUGAUAUCAUCAAGCGAACACACAKAUUUUUUGUGAAAUUGUACCAAUCUCUUUGUACUUAUUUGUGUUACUUAGUAAAUAGUGUUCUGUUCACUUUCAAAGGAUGCUUAAUUCCUCUUCACUGACAGAAUGUUACAAAUUUGUCCUACUUUGUUUUUGUAAAAUUUCACAAAUUACAUGUAAGUAUACUUAAGACAGAAGAAUAUCACUUUUUUCACAGGUUAAAUGCUUAGACUUGAGUGCUCCCAUUCACAGUUGUGUACUCAUUCACAAGUAGAGUCGGCAAUCGUCUCUUAGUAAUUCAUUCGCUUUGUGGUUUUAAAUCAUGAUUUUAUUUAGAUAUGACUUUUCCUGUGUUUUAUCUAAGUGUUUUUUUUAAAGGUUUUUUCUUAAAAUUUUAAGUUGUAGGAUAUUUAAUGAUUGUAGACUUUAAGUUCUAUUAUUUUAGAAUUCUUUUUAUGAAUGUAAGAAUAAAGUUGAUACUUACA